AUGAGCGGCUCAUCAACCUUCUGGGCGCAGAAGCGCAACCUUUUCAAGUCUGCGAACUUGCCUCUGCCCGUGCCCACAACAACUGAGUCACCAAAGCCGGCAGAGAACUCACCACCUACCAAGAAGAGCCUUGUAUCGAAGGGCAUGACGAACGGUGCUGCAAAGACCUCUGCACUUCCCCCAAACGGAAAGAAGACCGACUGGGCGGAUAGCGAAGACGACGACGAGUUCACGGCCUCGUUUACGAAGACUCCGCGCGUCAUCACCUUGGAGAACGAAGUCGCUCGCAAAGACGCGCGCAUUGGUGAGCUGGAGGCCGUUGUUGGCAUCAAGGCUGUACGCAUCAGCCAACUUGAGGGUCUCGUUGAGGAGAAGGACCACGACAUCGCCAACCUGGAGACUCGUGUCGCGGAGAACUAUGCACGCAUUGAGGAGUUUAAGAAGGAAGGUCAUGAGCAAUACCUUCACGUACAAGAGCUGCUAGAGGCGGAACUCGAGCAGAAGUGCUCUAUCAUCCGUGAUUUGGAGGUCGAGUCCGACUCGCAGACGCAGGUCUCGACCGAGGACAUGGAGAUGCAGGAGGUAAAGGAGCCUGAGAAACCUGACGUGGUCGCCGCCGAACCUGCAGAACCCCAGGCUGCCAUCGCCAAGCUAGCAAAGGUCGAGGACGAAGUCUCCAACGUCAGUCCCACCACGACCGCUGAUGUAGAUGGCGCUGGAGAGGAUGGGAUCGCUCAUGACGAGACAUCUGCGACGACCGCCACGGAGCCCUCGACUACUGAGCCACCAAAGGAGACGGCAUCUCCAAAGGAGGCAUCGGGUCUAGCCUUCGGGGAAUCUGACUUCCCCAUCUUUGUCACGCAAGAGAACAUCAAGGUCGCGCCUCCAUCCAAGGCUCCAAAGAAGCUAACCUUCCCCAUCGAUUUCUCCAAGUAUGGGAAGAAGCUUGCCACCGCUGCUGCUAAGCAACCAGAAGCAAAGAAGGAUAAAGGUGCUCAUGCUACCUCUGGUCUAGCUUCCAAGCAGCAGCGUACUAAGACUGAUGCAGUGCCGAAUUUCAACCCUUCGUUGGACAUUCGCCAGAUGUCGCACGCUGAGCGUAUCAUAUACGCUAACGGUCCAGAGGUUGCGGUCCAGAUGGGUGACGUGAAGCUGGCGACUCUUCCAAAAUACGUGCUUAUGCAGUGCUCUGGCAAAGCCUAUAAGCACUUCACCAACCGACCAGAUGCUAUUAGCAUCACCUUCCCUGUCAACUCGAUGGAUGUAGAUGCGGCUAGAGCGCAUUUGAGUUGGAUGGAUGAGAUGACCUACCAAGGCCGCGUUUACUCUAUCGCGCUCAACGCGGACCCGAAGUUCGACCAGAAGAAUCUGAACAUCUGUCGUGCUGCUCGUGUGCUAGGUAUGAACAAUACCUACAUCGGACAUUUCACCAAGCAAUUCUGCGACCGCAUCCGCGAGAACGAGGCUUCUGCGGACUUCAUGGGCCUCGUGUGCGACCUCGCAUACGCGGAGAACGACCCAAUCUUCGAGUGCCUCGCCAACAACUUGGCCAGCCAGGUCAAGCGUCAGACGGUGCAGAAGCCCGAGGAGCUUGCGGCCUUGUUGGCCAAACACGAAACGCUGAAGACGAAGAUGGAGGAGAUCGAAAAGCGAAUAGCAAAGAAGCGCUAG
This is a messenger RNA of Cucurbitaria berberidis CBS 394.84, 1671 nucleotides long. RefSeq lists its product as uncharacterized. Bases 1 to 1671 code for a protein of 556 amino acids. NCBI's taxonomy places the organism in Eukaryota, Fungi, Ascomycota, Dothideomycetes, Pleosporales, Cucurbitariaceae. The transcript has 2 exons. The record is from RefSeq and is a predicted model, not a curated record.